AAUAGCUAAUAGGGGUCAUGUCAGAUAAGACGACAAAAAUGUCAGUUUUGGGUUGGCGACCCUGCACACAUAAAUAAACAAAAGUUUGGUCAAAUUUUUAAACAAAUACUAAAUUCUAGUUAAAAUCACGUUACAAAUUAAACUGGUUAUGUAACAAUUAACAAUUUCAGUUUUUCUGAAAAAAAUGGCUCAAAAUUUACGUCGUGAGGUCUUGGACGCUUUUAAGUCCCUUCACAAGGCCCGAAAGUAUGUUUUUCAAGGGGAUAACAAUGCUUUAACCAAAGCACGUUUGAAAAUUAACGAAGAGUACAAAAAAUGUAAAAAUGUGACUGAUUUACAAGCUAUAGAAGAAUUAGUGAAUUAUUCGAAAGCAGUUGAGAAUGAAUUAAGGGCUACUGUAAUCCAGGCUAGGGAAAUACAACCUGGGCAAUAUGAGGUUAGGCUCAGGGAGGAAAUUCCUAGAUUGGAUAAUAUGCCCUUCAAUGAUUGUGCCCAGAAAUCAAAAACCUAACUAGGUGAUUAUUUUAUUAGAAUAAACGGUUAGAAUUAAAAAAAAUGUUUAUUUAUAUUCAAUAAGAGAUGUUUAAUGGUUUUUGUAAAUUGUGUAUGCAACCAAUUAUACACGUUUUAAUUUUAUAACGUGAAGUGAGGUAAUAUGUGCCCUUCAAUGACUGUUCUUUGAAAUUAAAUAUUUAAAAUGAUUUUUCUUAGAAUAAACGUUUAGAAUUAUAACAUUUGUGUAUUUUUGUCCAAUAAUAAAUUUUCAGUGUUUUUUUGAAAUGGUGUAUG
Messenger RNA from Tribolium madens (black flour beetle), 789 nucleotides. RefSeq names its product complex III assembly factor LYRM7. Bases 185 to 511 code for a protein of 108 amino acids. NCBI's taxonomy places the organism in Eukaryota, Metazoa, Arthropoda, Insecta, Coleoptera, Tenebrionidae. The record is from RefSeq and is a predicted model, not a curated record. Gene Ontology annotation, biological process: mitochondrial respiratory chain complex III assembly. The transcript is spliced from 2 exons.